Molecule: messenger RNA, 939 nt
Organism: Brenthis ino (lesser marbled fritillary)
Lineage: Eukaryota; Metazoa; Arthropoda; Insecta; Lepidoptera; Nymphalidae
Source: the annotation of a GenBank genome assembly
AUGCAAUGCUCAAGCGACGCGGUCGUCGAUAAAAUAUUUUGUGUUUCUUUGUGCACUUUCGAGAAACUUCUUCGACUAGACAUGGAGAUUGAGUCCGCCAACUGCAAAACCCGUGUGUCAGAAUGUACGGACCUAGAACAACUGUCGAUAGAACGACCUUUGAAGAUUGAUCAACAAAUCGAUGCCUUAGAGACCCUCGUAGUAGAACUUCACAAAGUAUUCUCAAAGAAUCACGUCAAUGUGCAAGAAGUUCAAAAGCUGAUGGCUGCGUACAAGUCUGAUCCGAAACAUUGGAAGAAGUAUGCAAAGUUUGAUCGUUUUAGAUAUACACGUAACUUGGUUGAUGCUGGUAACGGAGCCUUCAACAUCAUGAUCCUUUGCUGGGGUCCAGGACAUGCCUCUGCCAUCCACGACCACGCUGACUCGCAUUGUUUCAUGAAAGUCCUUAGUGGCAGCUUAGAAGAAGUCAGAUAUGAUUGGCCAUACAACGUUGAACCUGAAGUAUUGAAGAAAUUGAAGAAGCGCCAACAGCGACGGUGUUGUUCAGAAAGUGAAGAAAUAAAUGGGAAUCUUAAAGAGUUGGAUAUAAAUGAUGAACAUGUAACUUCCGACCAAUAUUCCUAUCAGAACUGUGAAGAAGAUGGAGAAACGCACUGUGACAGCGGCUACGAUGCACAGAGUAUGCAAGAAAUUGGCAGAACUCGUCUAGAUUUGGAUGACGUUUGCUAUAUUAAUGAUGCCCUCGGUCUGCAUAGAAUGGAGAAUUCCUCUCACGUAGAUGGCGCUGUCUCCUUACAUCUCUACUGCCCACCGUUUGACAGUUGUCGGGUGUUCGAUUCCCGCACAGGCAAGCCGACUGAAGUACAAGUCAUGUUCUGGUCUAUGUAUGGGAAGAAGAUUAAAAGGGUCAUAGAAGUAAAUCCAGCUGACAGUCAAGUG